UUAUUCAGAAAAAAUGAUCUCAGAACAUCCAGAUAGUACAGCUUAGUUAGUCCUAAGGCAACAGCUCCAAAAUUUUCAAAAAGUGUAAACGUAAAAAGCCUAUAAAAAAAUUAUAAAAAUGAUGGGUGACAGUUUUGGAAUUGGCAUGGGCAAAUUGAAGAGCACAGAACCUUCGAUAGGACCUUUAGAACCGGAUAAUGAUUAUUACGAAGCGGAAACGUUGCUACAAAAAUCGAAGUCGCAUCAUACGCCACAGCCCUCGUGGGUGGCGUGGUGCGAGCGGAACUCCAAGCCGGUGAAGCGUCCGAGGCCCCGGGUCGUCCGAAAGUUGACCAAGUGGCAGAAGAAUGGACCGAUGACUAAGAAGGACUGGAAGCAUUUCUGCGCAUGGGCUGCCCUCCGGACAAGGCCAAGAGAACCUGAGCCGCCGAAACCUGCGAAACUCCCUUGCGUGGCCAAAUACCUACCCUGCGCCAAAAAGAAGCGCCACUUGGAUGAGGAUGAGCUGCGAGAGAGGAUGCUGGAGUUGGCGAAUCCCCGAAAGGUCACCCAGAAGUAUAGUAUAACUGACCGCCCGCCGGCCUACUCCCCGGUGAUCUCUUGGGGUAAACCGCCUCAUCGCGAUCCUGGCAGACCCUUUAAGCCGCCCUUCGUGCCCGUCUGUUUCCCCACCGACGAACUCGAGGCCGAGUUCUGGGCCCAGCUUAGGUUUCCCGUCCGGCAGGCAGCCCUCUUGGGGAAGGUCACGCCCCGCAUUUUAAAUCUGUCCAAGCCACGGUCUUAUCCACCAACUCCACACUGCCCGAUUCCCGAAAGACUACCGGAUCCAUUGGAUGUGCCUCCGCCACCGCGCAAGAAGUUCACCAGCAGAGAAUGGCGACUGCACCAGAUCCGACUGAUUUAUCUGUCCAAACCCGUCAUCAGAAAGGAGCUGGAUUACAUAUUUUAUAAUAUUUAACACCCUCUUGGGUCUUAUAGCUGCUCUUUGUAUUUGUCCAACUCGAAAUUUAUCUAUUAAAGCAUUUUGUGGACUAUA
Messenger RNA from Drosophila rhopaloa, 1036 nucleotides. RefSeq lists its product as uncharacterized. Lineage: Eukaryota; Metazoa; Arthropoda; Insecta; Diptera; Drosophilidae. The record is from RefSeq and is a predicted model, not a curated record. The transcript has a single exon. The coding region runs from base 119 to 958 and encodes 279 amino acids.